This is a messenger RNA of Puccinia graminis f. sp. tritici CRL 75-36-700-3, 315 nucleotides long. RefSeq lists its product as uncharacterized. The record is from RefSeq and is a predicted model, not a curated record. The transcript has a single exon. Lineage: Eukaryota; Fungi; Basidiomycota; Pucciniomycetes; Pucciniales; Pucciniaceae. Bases 1 to 315 code for a protein of 104 amino acids.
AUGGUCGAGGCAUUUGCCGAGGUCCGUAAGGCCAGUGCUAAGGAUGUUGAUGCUCCGCCAGGGUCGGAUGGGUUGUUGUUCCAGGGUGACACUGAAACUCCCAUUGUGGAAUACUUGCGGUUCUUGAACGUUCAGAACCUCGAUCGGGUGGUCGAUGUGCUCAUGGCCAACGACACCCACUCGCACAAAUUAUUUUGGCCGGGUUUGUCUCUUGCCCGACCAGAAGUGCUCAGUCUUGGACUCACGAUUGGUGUUGUCACCGCUUUGUAUGACAACACCGCAAAGUAUGAGCAAUUCCUCAUCAACUCAUCUUAG